Molecule: messenger RNA, 609 nt
Organism: Hyphopichia burtonii NRRL Y-1933
Lineage: Eukaryota; Fungi; Ascomycota; Pichiomycetes; Serinales; Debaryomycetaceae
Exons: 1
Coding region: 13-576 (187 amino acids)
Biological process (GO): deadenylation-independent decapping of nuclear-transcribed mRNA; positive regulation of catalytic activity; deadenylation-dependent decapping of nuclear-transcribed mRNA
Cellular component (GO): P-body
Molecular function (GO): enzyme activator activity; mRNA binding
Source: RefSeq, a predicted model, not a curated record
AGACAAUUAGAUAUGGCAGGGAAGGUAUCGACAAAGACCACCACCGUCAAGCAGCAGAAGAUAUCCACCAAGAAAGCAUUGGAGCUUUAUAAGAAUACUCUCAAUUUCAAUGUCAUAAGUCGAUACGAUCCACAGAUUAAACAAUUACUAUUUAAUACGUCACAUUGUGUAUUAUAUAAGUUUAAUGACGACGAGGAAGAAUGGGUGAAGAGUGAUUACCAAGGUACUCUAGCAUUGUAUUUACGAGACUUCCAGGUGCCUGCACAAGGAACCAUACCAUCGUACCAAGAUUUACAGACGUUAUUUUGUUAUGGACUCAUUUUACUAAACAGAAACAACCCAGAGUGUUUUUCAAUCGGCUUAUUACCAAACAAGGUGUCGACUCACUUUUUUCCUAACGGAUUGAACAGUAACCUGGGGGUUUCUGAGAUGUGUGCUGAGUUGAACGAUAAUUUAAUCAUCAUCAAGAAUCUUUUGGGUGACAUCUACGGUUUGUGGAUUUUCAACGAAGAUGAACGUGACAAGCUCUUCAAAUUGAUAGAGUUCUGUCUCAAUAACACCUCUUCUAUCUUUUAAUGAAUUGUCUACGUCUUUUAAUGUACAUUAUCU